GGCUCUGGCUGGCUCAGAGCUGAGAGCGCUGUGGGAGGCACUGGUGGGGGCCUGGGGAUGUUUCUUAUGUUGGAGUGGAGUGGCUCCCCUUGGUGCUGGAGCAGCUGGAGGCUUUGUGGUGCAGGGGCUCGGCUGGGCCGUUCCGUGGGCCCAUGUCCCACGGUGGAGGUGUUGGCAGCGAGGAAGGGCAGGAGGAAGGCUGCAGAGCUGCCGUGGGACAGGUUGGGUAGAGGAGCAGAGCUCAGGGCGGGGGGUAGCAUGUGCACAGGAGCCUGAGUCUGUCUUUCCUCCACCCGGGAGGCAAGGAGCCCCUGGGCCCCAGACAGGAGCUGCUCUGGGGUGAGGAUGAGCCCUGCAGCAGCCCAGGAGGAGGGAGAGGAGCCGGGCGGAUCCUGCCCCAGCCAGGUGUUUCCUGAUGGAGAAUGGCUGGACGUGGGCUGAGCCCAGCGCCUUGGCUCGGCGCCAAAGACUGAGCUCCCCGCGGGUGCCUGGGGCUCAUGGGGCGCUUCUGCCGGGAGCCACAUUCCUGCCGGCUCCUUGGAGCCUCGUGUGUGCUUGGAUUCAUGGCACUAGUGUGGGAAAGCUGCGCUGCCUCGUGUGAACAGGAAAACCCAGGGACCAAGCGAUGUGGCUGGGGCCACGCCGAGGUGGCGGGGAGCCGGGCGCCGUGUCCCGGGCCAGCGCUGGGGCUGCCUGGCCCAGCUGGUCGGUGCUCCCUCUCUGCUCUCAUUCAUAAACUGUGGGGGAGUUUCCUGGUGGAGCCUUGCUCCUCUAACUGGAAGGGAGCUGGAAACCCAAGUGUUUGGAGGGCACUUGAACCAUUGUUUGAAAGAUCUGUAAUUUUCCAAUCAAACUCCCUCCCCAAGCCUCUGUUCAUCAAAUAUUCAUGGGAUCCAUUUUCUCCUGGCACUCCCAGCCCACGUCUCAGCCCGAAGAAUCAAUCAGGCAGCUCUGCUUUGCUCUAAUGCAUCCUGCGUUUUCAGGAGCCUGGGGCUGCCAUCUCCUCCUGCCUUCCCCAUCUCCCCCAUCCCCGUCUCCUCCCAAGGCGGCAGCGUGUGAUGGGGCUGCGCAGGGUGUGUGUGGAAGGCACGGCUCCCGGGGAGGCAAGGACACGGCUGAGCUGGGGUGAUGCAGCCAGCUGCGCAGUGGAGGCAGCCAGAACUGUGUGACAGGGCCGGAGCAGCCCCCGUGUCACCAGGACCUGAGCAGGCGGGUCAGACCCGGUGCCCAGCCGCCCGGCACUCGGCUCCUCGGCAGCGCGGAUUUCUGGCUGUCCUCGCGCGAGCCGCUGGCUGUUGAUUUAUUUGCCUUUGCGGUCGAUGAGUGCCGGCCCCGGGCUGCACGGCCCCCUCCCCUCCGCACCCGCUGCCAACAGGGCGUUCGAUAGCGGCCCCGCUGCUAAUGGCUUCGUGACGGAGGCUUUGCAGCCGCUCCACAGGCGAGCUCCCCACGGCAGCGUCACACCGGGCGCAGCCAAGGGGCCCAGCUCUUGGCAUGGGAACAGUGGUGUAAAUCAGCGCCGGUCCCUUCAUUGCCACCAGUGCUGCCGUUUGUGUGGGCUCUGGGCCCCACACCGGGACCCAUCUCACCGGGGUCUGUACGGGGGUCUGUGCAGUGGUGCCCCCUCGCAGAGCUCUCUCUCUGCCCUCCCUCUGGCUCAGAGCUGAGCGAGUGGAAAGGGAACAGAGGUCAGGGGAGUGGAGGAGCAGCUUGAAACGGCUCUUCGCACAUUUGGAUGAGCUAAUGGGAAAAAAACAGAGGAAGGCAAAUAAACAUUAUUGUUUCAUGUCAGGCGGGGAGGAGAUGAAAGGUCAUGGGCUUCCCUUGUGAUGGUAGGAAAUGGCAGCAUCAGCAGGGCUGGAAAGAGCUGGAGAGCGUGUGAGUGCGUGUAUGGGGUGCGUGUGUGCUCACGCGUGUGUGGAUCCACCCGUGGGGCCAGGGGCUGCUGCAUUUGGAGGUGGGAGUUCCUGGGGUGUCAUCCCCCAGUGCCACCUGUGUCUGUGGUCCCAUUGACUUUGUCUCCCAUGCCACGGCCAUGGCUCUCCCUGCCACGCAGUGCAUUGGGCACGGCUGGCGGAGCUUCCCUGGGACACGGGUACCAGGCGGAACAGCAGGAGCCCCUGAACCGGAGCUGAAAUGAGGGGAAGGAAGGGCUCGGUUUGAGUUUCUUUCCCGGGCUCGCGGUUCCGAGGGGGUCGGUGGGUCCCUCCCAGCCCCGGGGUGGCCCCUCGGUCCCCCCGAUCCCCCCGCCCGCCGUGCGCAUCCGCGCGGCUCGCGCCGUUGCCAUGGCGCCGUUGCCAGGGAACCGCCUCCCGGCGCGGCGGAGCCGCCACUCACCGGGCCGGAGCGGCGGGGCCCCAUCGCACCGGCCCCGGCUCCAUCGCACCGGCCCCGGCUCCAUUGUACCGGCCCCGGCCCCAUCGCACCGGCCCCGGCCCCAUCGCGCGUCCCCGGCCUGGGGCUGCAGCUCCCGUCCCACGGGGAACAGUGGAGGAAGAAGAGUUGGGGUGCACAGGCGACGGGGACAGAGGGGGCCGGGGGUGUGCAGCGAGGGGCAUUCAGCCUGUUUUGUGUCUCUCCCUGGGCCAGGAAGAUUCCUGGCGUUCAACCCGGGAAUGUAGAGAGUGUAGCAAAUAAUGGAAAAUAAAGAGGAUGGAGGAGGGAGGAAAAGCAGAACAGAACGUUUCAGGAACGCUGUUAAAGUUUGGAUCCAUCAAACGGGGCAAGAUCCAGGAGAGAAACAGGCCCUGGCCCAAAGCCUUGCGAGUCUGGGGUGCUGAGCGCCGGGCUUGGGGGGGACCCGCAGCCCCGGCGCAGGAAGGUGCCCAUGGCAAAGGGCAGCCCUGGCACCCCUGUGCCGGCCCCUGCUGCUCUCAGACCCCCGCGGCCGCGCAGGGAGCGGCGGCAGAGCCAGCGGGGAUGGCAAAGGGACUUACAGACGCUCCGACUUUCUUAGGGUUUGUAAUGAUUUAAUUCCCGGUGGGAGCACGGCGUCGGGCUGCCAGGCGGGUGUGCGCCUGCGCCUGCCAAACAGCCACAAACAGCACAAAAAUAACCGCUACAAAAGCGACACCUUCCCCGGUUUGUUUUUCUGGCCUGGAUUUCACAGCCGCCAGGAUCCGGGGUGAGGGGAGGACGGGCGGCUCUGAGCAGCUUUUGGUUAAUCGCUGCCUUCGAGGGGGGGCGCAGGGGGUCCUUUUGGCCCGGCAGAGCCCCUUUGAUUUGCUGCACAGCCCAGCUCUUGCACAUGCAUGUGCUCCUCGCUAAUGGCUUUUCCCGCUGUGCUGGGGACACGGCGCUGCCCACCCCUCCCUGUCCCCCCCGCGCCCCGAGCCGCCCCGCGUGGGCUGGGACUGCAGGGCCGCUCCUCUUCCUCCUGCCCCUGGGAAGGGACCGUUCGCUUCUUGCUCUAAUUGCGCUUUCAAAGCGUCAGGGCUGGACCCGGGGGGGCGGGGGGCAGGUGCAGGAGCGUCCCGCCACCCCCCGCGCAUCAGCCACGCCGGCUCCGUGUGCUCGGCAGCUCCGCGGAGCUGGGAAAUGAUUGCGCACCGAACCACCGGCGCACACCGAGCCCAGGAGCUCUGCUGGCCCCUCCGCCGCGGGCAGGGGCUGCGGAUCCCCCGCCCGGGCUGCGAGAGCUCGGCCGCGGGGAGCGGAGCCCGGGCCGGCGCCUCCACCGGUGUCCCCUGCGGAGCGGCCGCCUGCGCAGCUGCCCCCUCGCAGGCUCCGCUGUCCCUCGCUCUGGGAAGUAAGUGGCAAUGAUCCAUCGCCUGACGAUACCUCUGUGCCUCCCACCCUAAUUAGUGUCACAGCUAAGCACCUCGUUAGCGUCGCCUGGCGAGCAGCCAGCCGGCUCCCCGCGGCGCCGGAGCAUCCCCAGGCGCAGCCGGCCCUGGGCAGCCGCCCCCAGCCCCGCGCUGCGGCUCCAGCUGCCCAACCUGCACCUGAUGCUUUGCGCUGAGAAGUUGAGCGCGUUGCUGCGGGGGGUCCGGGCACCCCCUUCUUACAGCACCCCGGGGCCCGGCUGCACCCAGGGAGCUGUGUCAGGGCCAACGCGGCGGCUGCCGCUGGCAGCAUCCCCAGCCACAGCCACGGGGAUUCGCCUGUUGCAAUGUCUGUGUCUGUGCGUGUCCGUGUGUCUGUGCACGUGUGCGUGCGUGUGCCUGUGUGCACAGUCCGGAGAGGUCACUGUCCAGGAAAGGUGUCAGCAGCCAAGAAAUGGGCUUGGAAUGGAAAGUGUGAGCCAAGUUGAACCGCAGGGGCAGCCAGCACUGUCCCGCUCCAGCCUCUCCACGGUCACCAUUUCCAUCUGCGCCGCGGUUGUGGGGGGAGCAGGUCCCGCCGUGCCAGGUCGCUCCCGGUGCUGGGCCGGGGUCGUGGAGGCCAGCACACUGCAGCAGGAGCGGCUGCAGGCCAUCGCGGAGAAGCGGAAGCGUCAGACGGAGAUCGAGAACAAACGGCGGCAGCUCGAGGACGACCGGCGGCAGCUGCAGCACCUCAAGUCCAAGGCUCUGCGGGAGAGAUGGCUGCUGGAGGGAGCCCCGGCCUCAGCCUCCGAGGAGGAGGAGGCCAUGAAGAAGCAGAUGCAGGAGGAUGAGGUGAAGACCAAGGAGCUGGAGGAAACUAUCCAGAGGCUGGAGAAGGAGCUGGAGACACUGGAGAACGGCAGCUCAGCAGGUUCCACCAAGGAGAACCUGGCGGAGGCGGCGGCGCCAGCCAAGGAGCAGAAGGCAGAGCCCGUCCCCAACGCGCAGAAGAGUCCCCUGGGCACAGUCAAGGCCUCCGGCCUCUCCCCGGGGCCCCUCCCGCGGGCGCACAGACAAGGAUGCGAUGGUUUAGGCUCUGGCGAUCACCUCUCCUCUCCCUCCCCAGCCGAGAAGGUCUCCAGCAGCCCCAUGAAGGUGGUGGAAGGCACCGACAUGAUGAAGGCAGCCAUGUAUUCGGUGGAGAUCACGGUGGAGAAGGACAGAGUGACUGGGGAGACCAAGGUCCUGUCCAGCACCACCCUGCUCCCCCAGAACCACUGUCUGCAGGGGGUCAAGGUGUACGAGGAUGAGCUGAAAGUGGUGCACGCGGUGAGCGUUGAGGACGGGGCCCUGCAGAACGGGGCACAGCCCCUCAGCUCCUCCGAGGUCGACGAGCUCCUGCACAAGGCGGACGAGGCCACACUGAGCGAAGCCACCGGGCGGGAGGUCCCGGCCAAGGGGGGUGAGGGCGCUGGCAGCGCCCCGGGCAGCCAGAAGCCGACGCCGCAGCGGGAGAUCACGGGGCUGCAGGCCAAGCCGCGGGAAAGUGCCACGGUGCCCCCGGGCGAGGGGACGGAGCCGAGCCGCGAGCAGCCCGUCACCAUGAUCUUCAUGGGCUACCAGAACGUGGAGGAUGAGGAUGAGACCAAGAAGGUGCUGGGGCUGGAGGGCACCAUCAAGGCCGAGCUGGUGGUGAUCGAGGACACCGAGAGCAAGCCGGAGCCGGUGCAGAAGGACCACGCGCCACCCAACGGCACCGCGUUGGAGCCAGUGGCUGCCCAACCGCUGGGCGAGGAGAGCCCGGGCGGGCAGAAGCCGGGUGUCAACGCCACGGACGCCAAGGAAGCCGAGCAGGAGAUGGACGCGAAGAAGCAGCGCUGCAAGUGCUGCACGGUGAUGUGAGCCGCGCCGGCCCCAUGCCGCCGGCACCAGCUGCCCCCGCCGCACCCCUUCGCCCCGGCCCCCGCUCGCCAGGCCUGGCAUGCCGGGCUCCCCCCUGCCGGACACGGACCCUCGUUCUGCAGAGCCGGGGAGAUCCAGCACGGCGCCGGCGAGGCCACGGCAGGAGCAGCAACCCGUGGCACCGCUCACCCCGUCUGCCCGACGCCCGCCCCGUGCCGCACCCCACCAGCGCUGCCCGUGGUAUUUAUUAGAGACUCCCCCACCCCACGGCACCCACCCCACCGCCCAGCCUUGCCCCAUGCCGGUGCCCUCCUGAUGCCGACGCUGGAGCCUUCCCCUCCUCUCACCGGCAACUUCCCACCCACCGCCGGAGGACGGAGCCGGUCGGGCCGGGGGUUCGGAGGACAACGCCACGUCCAUAGGUGACUCCCAGGGAGCCGGCGAGACCUGCGCUUGGCCCAGCCCAUGGCGGGCACUGAGCAGCCCCACACCAGCCCCUGACUCUGCACCUCCAUCACCCGCCGCUCCGGUGGGACAGGCCCUGCGCUGUCCCCUCCCGCUGCCUGCGGAUGUCCCUGCUCCAUCCUGUGUCCUCAUCCCUGAACCCCCUGGCUCCCUGAGCCAUGAACCCCCAGGACGGAGCGUGUCCCGGCGAGGGAAGGGCAGCACCGGCGGCACCCCCUCCACGGCACUCAACCACGGCCGGGGGCUCGCAGGGGACCGUGGGCCACAUGUGGCACUUGCGGGGUUGUCCCCAGCCUGUCCCUGGGGCUGCGGGCUGGACACUCCGCUCUGCUCCCCGGGUGCUCAUGGUGACGUUGCUGCUGCCCUGCACCGAUGCCACAGGCUCCUGUGGGGCCUCUCCUCCGUGUCAGCUGCCACGCCGGCGUCGCUUGGCUCUACCAGAUGGGAGGACCGAGGGUGCCAUGGCUGGGCGCCCGUGUCCUCCCCGGGUGACGUGGGUGAUGAUGGCAGCAAGGGAGGGGAAGCUGGGAGGUCCCAGCCCCAUGGGGACGGGGAUGGGGCAGGAGCAGCAGUGGGGGGUGGCCCAGCGCUGUGUCCCCCUCCUGCCCCGGCUGAGCUGCCAGAGCAGCAGCUUUGCGGAGCUGCUCACUGGAGCCGGGGGCUGCAGCAGCAGCUCCCCAGGUCAAGCAGGGCAGCCCAGUUUACUCCAGUUCACCCCAGGCACCGGCACUGGGAGCUGCUGGGGUCCGGUGUCCCAUGGAGGUGUCCCCAGGACACCGUAUCUGUGCUGCAGCUGUGAGCGCCUCCCCCGCUCCCCCCAGCCUGCGCCCCAGCCCUUCAGCGGGGAUUUCACCACCAGCACCAGCGUUUCCUCCCCACUGAGACCCGCUGGGGCAGGCGGGGAGGGUGGGGGGGGGUGUCCCACAGCAGCACCCGUGGGUGCUGAGCCCUGCCCUGGCCACAGGUGCUUCUGCCGCGGCAGCUGAGGCAGCUGGUGGGGGUGACCCCCAGAAGGCCUCCCUUCCCCCUCGCCCCCUCGUGUGAGCAGUGACCCCCCCAUCACAUCCCAGUUGCCCCCCAGUUACCACCCAGGCUGUGUUUUUCCCCCAGUGGGGGCUGCGGGGGUUGCGAUGCUGCCGUAUGAGUCCUCCUGGGGGGAGCGCAGCCCCGAGCCCCCCACAGCCACCCAGUGCCUCUGGGAGAGGCAGAGCUGAGGGGGGGGAUGGGGGGUCAGGGCUGGCACCCCCUGGAGGGAAUGGGGACCCUCUCCCGCAGACGGGCAUCGCUGGAGCCCCAUUGCUGCAGACCGGGGGGGCUGGGGCUGGAUGCUGCGGGGCAUCUGCCCCAUGGAUCCUGGGGACUCGUUGGAAUGGGUCCCCAGUGGGGUUGCACGUCACCUCCUGCCACCCCCACCCAGCCCCCCGACAGGGCCCCCUCCUGCACCCCCUGCCCCUCGGUUGGUGCCAGCCCCUGGCCCCAUCUGGCCCCAUGGCGCAGGGAGGGGAUCGGGCCCCUGGGGCUGGGGGCUCUGCGCACCCCAGCCCCAUCCCGGGCCCCCCUGCCAGCCCCCGCUGAAGUGCACUUCCCGUGUCCCCCAGCUUUUCACUCGUGCCGAAGCCGUUGGAAGUUUCCCCUCCCCAACCCCUCCCCGUUGUUUGUAAAACACCUGAAUUGAGCAAAUAAACUGUGUGACCAACA
Messenger RNA from Columba livia (rock pigeon), 7811 nucleotides. RefSeq names its product paralemmin (gene PALM). NCBI's taxonomy places the organism in Eukaryota, Metazoa, Chordata, Aves, Columbiformes, Columbidae. The transcript is spliced from 9 exons. Gene Ontology annotation, cellular component: plasma membrane. Gene Ontology annotation, biological process: regulation of cell shape. The record is from RefSeq and is a predicted model, not a curated record. The coding region runs from base 3948 to 5648 and encodes 566 amino acids.